Cylas formicarius (sweet potato weevil) is the source of this 591-nucleotide messenger RNA. It is a transcript of the gene Vha14-1, whose product is annotated as V-type proton ATPase subunit F 1. NCBI's taxonomy places the organism in Eukaryota, Metazoa, Arthropoda, Insecta, Coleoptera, Brentidae. Gene Ontology annotation, molecular function: proton-transporting ATPase activity, rotational mechanism. Bases 104 to 475 code for a protein of 123 amino acids. The transcript has 4 exons. Gene Ontology annotation, cellular component: proton-transporting V-type ATPase, V1 domain; membrane. Gene Ontology annotation, biological process: proton transmembrane transport. The record is from RefSeq and is a predicted model, not a curated record.
UAGCCGAUCUAAAUAAUAGACAGUGGUUGGCAGUCAUCUGACUUCCAUCAGGUGAUUAGUUUUUGUUGAAAAAUUUUGAAGAAAAGUAAUUUCUUUAAUCGUCAUGGCACUACAUUCGGCACAAAAGGGAAAGCUCAUUUCUGUCAUUGGAGACGAAGAUACCUGUGUUGGGUUUCUCUUGGGUGGAGUUGGAGAAAUCAACAAAAAUAGACAUUCAAAUUUCAUGGUAGUCGAUAAAAACACAGCAGUCAGUGAAAUUGAGGAUUGUUUCAAGCGAUUUAUCAAGCGGGACGACAUUGAUAUCAUCUUAAUCAACCAGAACAUCGCUGAAAUUAUAAGGCAUGUGGUGGAUAAUCACAAUAGCCCCAUACCUGCAGUAUUGGAAAUUCCAUCUAAGGACCAUCCCUAUGAUUCUUCAAAAGAUUCUAUUCUGAGACGUGCAAAGGGAAUGUUUAACCCCGACGAUCUGCACUAAGAUUGAAAUAAUAAACAUUGCUGUAAAAUUAACCAUUCCUCUGUUGUAUAGCAAAUUGCGGUAUUUUAGAUGUAACAAAUACUAAGAAUUACAAAAUAUAUAAAUCAUUAAUAAAA